Molecule: messenger RNA, 1638 nt
Organism: Eupeodes corollae
Lineage: Eukaryota; Metazoa; Arthropoda; Insecta; Diptera; Syrphidae
Product: tubulin alpha chain-like
Exons: 4
Coding region: 158-1522 (454 amino acids)
Biological process (GO): microtubule cytoskeleton organization; mitotic cell cycle
Cellular component (GO): cytoplasm; microtubule
Molecular function (GO): GTP binding; structural constituent of cytoskeleton
Source: RefSeq, a predicted model, not a curated record
AAACUUUAACUUUAAAAAAAAAUAUUUUAAAUGUGUAGAAUGAAAAAAUGAAUUAGUACUUUUUGAAAAAUUGGAGCGAACGUUUUCCUUAAAAUUUUUAGUUUAUUUUUUUAAUCAAUAUUUAAAUUUGAAGUAAAAAUUCUUAAUUUUGAACGCUAUGUCUUUUUCGAAUCGUGAAACAAUUUCUUUGCAUAUCGGACAAGCAGGUGUUCAAAUUGGAAAUGCUACAUGGGAGCUUUAUUGUCUAGAGCACGAUAUAUCUCCUGACGGAUCGUUAACCCACCCACAGGGUGACUCAAAUGCGUGUUAUACUGCUUUCUUUAAUGAAACACAAACUGGAAAGGUCGUUCCACGAUCAAUUUUUAUUGACAUGGAACCAACAGUAAUAGAUGAAGUUCGUAAUGGGAAAUACAAACAACUUUUUCACCCUGAUCAGCUUAUAAGUGGGAAAGAAGAUGCAGCAAAUAAUUUUGCCCGAGGUUUCAAUACCAUCGGAAAGGAGAUGAUUGAACCAAUUGCCGAAAAAAUAUCAAAAUUGGCAGAGCAAGCUAAUAGUCUGCAGGGAUUUUUUGUUUUCCAUUCUUUUGGUGGUGGAACUGGUUCUGGAUUUUCUGCAUUGUUAAUGGAGAGGCUAAGUGAUAACUUUUCAAAAAAAUGCAAACUUGAGUUUGUAGUAUAUCCAGCACCUAUGAUUGCAACAGCCGUUGUGGAACCUUACAAUUCUGUGCUAACAACUCACUGCACUCUAGACACUACAGAUUGCGCAUUCAUGGUUGACAAUCAGGCGGUUUUUGAAAUUUGUAAAAAAAAACUUAACAUCCCCCGCCCAAGUUAUUCCAAUUUGAACCGAAUAGUGAGCCAAGUCGUAUCAAGCAUAACUGCUUCCUUAAGAUUUAAUGGAGCUCUGAACGUGGAUAUGUCGGAAUUUCAAACGAAUCUUGUUCCAUACCCAAGAAUUCAUUUUCCAUUGGCUUCAUAUUCACCGGUUCUGCCCGUUGAAAAGUCCAACCACGAAGGUAUCAGUGUUGCUGACCUAACGUGGGAUCUUUUUUCCAGCGACAGCCAAAUGGUUAUAUGCGAUCCGAAUAAAGGAAAAUAUAUGGCCUGCUGUAUACUCUAUCGCGGAGAUGUAGUACCCAAAGACGUGAACAGUGCAAUUUCAACAGUGAAGGCUAAAAGCAAAGUGCAAUUUGUUGAUUGGUGUCCAACAGGUUUCAAAGUCGGUAUCAACUACAAAGCCCCCUGUGUUGUUCCAAAUGGUGAUUUGGCCGCAGUUACUCGGGGAGCAUCUAUGUUGGCUUCAACAACAUCAAUAGCUGAAGCUUUUGGAAGACUAAAUCACAAGUUCGAUUUGAUGUUUGCCAAAAGAGCAUUUGUUCACUGGUAUAUGAGUGAAGGCAUGGAAUCGGACGAAUUUGUCGAGGCUCGAGAAAACCUGGCAACAUUGGAAUCUGAUUUUAAGGAAGUGGAAGGCGACAGUAUUUCCAAUAAUGAUGAUAUGAUAUCUGAAGACAGUUUGUGAGAUCAAAAAACUUUAAUAAGUUCAAAAUGUGUAUAGUGUUUCAAGUGUAAAAAAAAUCUAAAGUGGUAUCUUAAACUUUUACAGAAUUUCUGAUUAAAAAAUAAUCAAAAACAAAA